Portunus trituberculatus (swimming crab) is the source of this 8170-nucleotide messenger RNA. RefSeq names its product 3'-5' RNA helicase YTHDC2-like. The record is from RefSeq and is a predicted model, not a curated record. Gene Ontology annotation, cellular component: intracellular anatomical structure. Gene Ontology annotation, molecular function: RNA binding; protein binding; ATP binding. Lineage: Eukaryota; Metazoa; Arthropoda; Malacostraca; Decapoda; Portunidae.
CACACUCGUCUCACACUGGACGCACAUAAGGCAUCAUAGACAGGAGCCGAGGAAGGGGCGUAGCCAGACACACACAACCACCUUCCUUGGGCUUGGAAUUGAUCUGGUCGGGAAGGAGGUCAGGAUGAACCGGAGGCGCGGUCCUAACCGUCGGUUCAAUGAGGCGCAGGUCAGUGAGGAGCUGAAGAUCACCAUUGCACUCGCCCUCAAGAAGCUCACACAGAAUGAAGACCAGAAAGAGCUGGAGUUGCCGUCCUCUCUCACAUCGGAGGAGAGGAAGUACAUUCACUUUCUCUCCCAGCAGAUGGGGUUCAAGAGCAAAAGCAGAGGCAAGGGAUCAUCUCGGUACCUGACGGUGUACAAGAAGGAGGGCUCCACCAUCAUGAGCAAGGAGGCACUGGUUACCCUGGCAGAUCAGACUCGCUCCACCAUCCUCUCCCUCCUCCACCGCUGCCCCGUCACCAACAAGGAGCGGCAGGAUCUUCUCUCCGCCACCGAGCGCGACCGACUGAUGAACCCCGAGUUGCGUGAUCUCAGUGUGCUCAGGUCACUAGGGCGGCUGACCCCCGGCCCACCACAGGUACCCCCGCCAGCUGCCCCAAGUGAGGUGGCAGCGGAGGCGAGGAAGCUGCCGGUGUGGGGGAUGCGGGAGCAGCUGCUGGCGGCCGUGCACCACAACCAGGUCAUCUUGGUGUGUGGUGAGACAGGAUCCGGCAAGACCACUCAGGUGCCACAGAUGCUGCUGCAAGAGGCGUCAUCACUGGGCAAGCCGUGUCGGAUAUUCUGCACACAACCACGCCGCCUGUCCGCCCUCACCAUUGCAGAGAGGGUGGCGGCCGAGCGUGGGGAGAAGGUCGGCUACACUGUUGGAUAUCAGAUACGUCUCGAAAGCAAGCUCUCCCCCAAGACUCUUCUCACAUUCUGCACCAAUGGAGUCUUGCUGCGGACACUGAUGGGCGGCGACUCCUCCCUGGCCAGCGUGACCCACAUUCUAGUGGACGAGGUGCAUGAGAGGGACAGGUUCACAGACUUCCUCCUCAUCGUUCUCCGUGACUGCCUACCAAAAUUCCGGCACCUCAAGCUGAUACUCAUGUCUGCCGCCCUUGACGUCAACCUCUACGCCAAGUACUUCAACAACUGCCCCGUCAUUGAUAUUCCUGGCCGCUGUUAUCCCGUCAAGGAGUUCUUUUUGGAGGAUGUGCUGAGAUACACUAGUUACCAGACCCCAGAGAUGGCCAAAGCAGCAAGGGAGCUAGAGAAAAGGCAGAGUGGACACAAGACAGCCACAGCAUGGACACAGCAAAUGUCACAGCAGAUUCUGAGUAAUGUCUCCUCGCCACCACCGGCACACACACCACCCCGGCCCACACAAGGCUCUGCGGGGGGGCCCUUGUCAUCUGCCUCCACUCCAGGCCAGAUGUCAGCUGUUGCUACACAAGAGAUGGACAACAGUCUGCGGCGAGAGAUGGACAGCUGCAUACAAGAAGCGUUCCUCAGCGGCUCAGAUGAAGCCUUCUCCCAGAUGAUGUAUAUGGUGAUGUCAGAAAAUGUGUCUCCAGAUUACCAGCACUCAGAGACAUGGGCCACUCCCCUUAUGGUGGCCGCAGGGCGGGGCCGAGUGGAUGUCCUAGAGCAGCUGCUGGCCCUUGGUGCGUCCCUCACCCUGCGGGCCGCCAAUGACUGGUCAGCUGCCUGCUGGGCCAAGUCGACAGGCCAGCAGGAGGCUCUCGACCUGCUCCAUGCCUACAGUGCAUGUGAGGGAGUGGAUCUGCUUGGAGUGAGUGGGAAGAGCAGCCCAAAGGGGAGUGGAGGGCGUGGUGGUGGAGUGGUGGGGAGUGUGGAGGUGAACACAGAGGACAGGCGGGCCGUGGAGGCGUACCACCACUCCAUCUCUGACGACGUGGUGGACUGUGACCUGCUCCACGCACUGUGCCUCAAGAUCCACACUGAUCAGCCACCUGGUGCCAUUCUGAUCUUCCUGCCGGGGUACGACCACAUCGUCACACUGAGGGACAAGAUCAUCACUGAGGAGAGACAGUACCUGCAGGGGGGGAAGUACUGCCUCUUCUGCCUCCACUCCAGCAUGCAGUCCAGCGACCAGAAGAGAGUCUUCCGCCCUUCCCCGACAGGCGUUCGCAAGAUCAUUCUCUCCACCAACAUCGCUGAGACAAGUGUGACGAUCAAUGACGUUGUGUAUGUGGUUGACAGCGGCAAGGUGAAGGAGGUGAGCUACGACUCGAUGGUGGGUGUGUCGUGCCUACGGUCAGUGUGGAUAUCUCAAGCCUCCAGCCAGCAGAGGAGGGGACGUGCCGGUCGCUGUCAGCCCGGCAUCUGCUAUCACCUCUUCUCUAGGAGUCGAUAUGCAGCAUUGCAGCUCUACCAGACUCCAGAGAUUCUGCGCACUCCUCUCCAGGAGCUGUGCCUUCACACCAAGCUCCUCGCCCCGGCCAACAUGCCCAUCGCAGACUUCCUGGCACGUGCCCCUGAAGCGCCGGCAUUCAUGGUGAUCCGUAGUGCCGUUCAGCUCCUGAAGAGCAUGGACGCACUGGAUGGGUGGGAGGACGUCACAGAGCUGGGCCACCACCUGUUGGACCUGCCACUACCACCACGCUUGGCCAAAAUGGUCAUUACCGCCACAGUGCUGAAGUGCCUUGACCCGGUGCUCACCAUUGCUGCAGCACUCGCCCUCAAAGACCCAUUCAUGCUGCCCAAGAACCCCAAUGAGAAGAGAAAUGCCAGUGCUGUGCGUCGGAAGUUCACCUCUGGGACUUACAGCGAUCACAUGGUGCUGCUCAAGGCAUUCCAGGCGUGGCAGAAGGCAUGCACUGAAGGGUGGGAGCGUGGGUGGUGUGAGAGGAACUACAUCUCCGGGGCUGCCAUGGAGAUGAUACAUGGCAUGCGGUCACAGGUCCUGGCUCAGCUGAGGGGAGCUGGUUUUGUGAGGGCGCGGGGACCUGGUGACAUUAGGGACGUGAACAGCAACAGUGACAACUGGGCAAUGGUGAAAGCAGCGCUGGUGUCCGGUAUGUACCCCAACCUCAUACGUGUGGACCGAGACCAAUGCCAGCUGCGCACACAGAAAGAAAGCAAAGUACGUCUCCACCCCACCUCGGCACUCCUGGAUGUGGGUGGGUCAGUGAACACCAACAUGGGCACCUCCCUGAACACAGCUCACCGCUCCCUGGUGGCGUCGCCCUCAGACUGGCUGGUGUACGAUGAGAUGGUGCGCAUUGGGGUGGUGGCUCACGUGCGCACCGUCACCCUGGUGUCUCCCCUGACAGUGCUUCUCAUGGCUGGCCCUAUGCGUCUCCCCCUUGAUGCCCUGUCUGAGCCCUCUAGCCGGAAUAGUGGUGACUGCAGCAGCGACAGUGAGAGUGAGGAGCGUCCUGUGGGUUUGUCCUGCCUGGUGCGGAUAGACAGCUGGAUACAGUUCCUUGGAGACCCACAAGCAGCCCACCUCGCCUUGCAGCUCAGGCACAAACUCCACGCACUUGUCCUCCGCCGGCUGAGAGCACCCAAUAAGCCCUUGACACAGACAGAUGAGGAUGUGGUGCGGGUGGUGGGAGCAGCGCUGAGUCAGGAGGAGCAGGCUCUCAACAUGGUACAGCCGGCAGGGGUGGGGCAACGGCCACGCCCUCUCUACCCACACAGCCAUCCACACGAAGGUGGCUGGUCAGUUGGUACCUCAGACGACUCACAAUCCAGCCACUCAUCCUCCAGAAGAACCAGUGAUGCUGCAACUCCCCCAGCACCCCAGCACACCCCAACACCCAAGUUCCCCCAGCAGACUGCCUCCAAGCUCCCCCAGUCACCCACCACCAACACCAACGCCAAUACUCUCAUGUCACCUGGAUUUAACCAAACGUCAGCCCAGUCUGCUCCCAAAAUUGGUUCUGGGGCGUCAGGAGGGAAAUUUGGUGUGCCCUUUGGUGGUAAUAAGGCUCCGGGUGGGUCCUCUGCUCCUCCACCCCCCGCCAACAAGGGUAUGGUGGGGGGAAUGGGUAUUGGAGGGAACAAGCUGGGGAAUAAGGAUAUGAAAGGAAUGUACCGUAACAACAACAACAACCACAACAGCACCACCACCAGCACCACACUUAACAACAACAAGAGUAACACCACCACCGGUGCCACUAACUCCAGCACUGAGGGUGGCAGUGGUGGUGGGGGAGCGAGUGCUGUGGGUGCCAGCUGCUCUGGCACCUCGGGGGGCAUGGCGGGGAGCAAGACGAGGUACUUCAUCAUCAAGGCAUCUCUGUACAAGCAGCUGGAGGCGUCGCACCACACAUCUCUCUGGGCCUUCACCCACAACACUGAGAAGAAGAUACUGCAGGCCUGGCAGGGUGGCCAGGCGACGGUGCUGCUGAUCUUCACUCUUCAUCGGGGUGGCCAGUUCAAUGGCUAUGCUCGCUUCCUGGCUCAGCGUACUGAUGAGAAGUGCCCAGAGAUCACCAACGUUGGCCCGACUCUUGGCCCACUGUACAAGGUGGAGUGGGUCAAGAAGUGGAAUGUUGGCUUCCACCACACACGGCGACUCUACAACCCCUACAACGACAACCUGCAAGUCCACCUCAGCAGGGAUGGCCAGGAGGUGGAGCCCGGCAUUGGGGAGCAGCUUAUCCGCCUGUGGGAAAGAGGACCAGGUGGAGGUGGAGGAAGUUUCAAUAAAACCUCCAAUAACUCCUACAUGAACUCUGGAAGUGGAGGAGGCAGUGGAAGUGGUGGUGGUGGCAGUGGAGGAAACAUUGGAAGUGGUAGUGGUAAUAGUAGCAGUGGUGCUGGUGGUGGUGGAAGUGGGAGUAAUAAUAGCACAAGUGGGAGUGGAGGUGGUGGUGGUGGUGGCGGAGGUGGAGUUAUUCAUGAUCCACCAGGCUCCAAUCAGAACAGACACCCAAUCCACCCACCACACAUGAACCAGGUCCACCACCCGCCCUUCCACCACCCUCCAUUCAACCGCAACUAUGGAAAUGGCUACAAUUACAAUGGUGGAGGUGGUGGAGGAGGAGGCGGUGGUGGUGGCAGUGGAGGAGGUGGUGGUGGUGGAGGGUACAGAGGGAAUUACAGGGGAGGGUACAGGAGGUAGGUGGAGUAGGCAGACUCUUCUCCAUUUGUUGUGUGUGUGAGUGAGAAAGAAAGAAAGAGAGAGUAUCAAUUCUUUAAUUCAGAGUCAAUAAGCAGAUUUAGAUACUCAGAUAUAUCCAGAUUUAUCCAAUGCCUCAGUUCAAACUCACCUCACUCAUCCAUGACUCCAAGACACUUUAUUUUAACCUAUUCAUUGCUAACUCCAUGCAUACCAAACCAACCCCAGCCUCUCCCACCAGUUUUUUAAGCACCUCUAAUUCUGUGGGGGUAGUUUACAUUCAUCCUUACAUCAACAUUUAGUUACAUAGGUAUUUUUUUCAUAUGUUCUGAUAGAUCUUGUUGCCGAGAUUUAUACUAUUCACGUGAAACAUUAUUUUAAGUGAUUUCCUAUGCAUAGUGGACACAAGAUGAUAAGUGUUUCAAUACAUCGAACAUGAGAAAAAUGAAUACCUGGGAUAAAUCCAAAGCACACAUGUCAUUCCUUAGUAAACCAGGAUGAAAACUGCAAAAAUCCUCAGUUCGUAGAUGAACAGUGCCAGGACAGUGAUCAGCCAUGAGUGUGAAGGAGUGUGGGGAUGUGUGCAAUAUUGGGCUGUGGACUGUCUUCAACAUCACCAUUCACAUCACUCAUUUCCCUUGUUACUGCUUGCCUCACUGUCAUUCUGUGGUAAAUAGUCAUCAUCUGAAUCACUUAUGAACACUUCUGAUUGAGUGUCAUCAUCAUCUGACCCUUGCACUUCACUUUCAAGGGUCAUACCACACUCAGAAUGACCAAUGGAAGGAGAAAAGAUGCCAUGAUGUAAGGUGUGUCAAUCACACACUGCCCACACUGCUUCACAUGAGCUAUUACCACCCAAGGCCUGUAUCCCAAUGUAUUUGAAACACAAGGUACCAAUCAGUCAAUUGUCACUAAAUCUUAAAAAUCACGAAAAGUAAAAAAAAAAAAAAAAAGUUCUGUGUAUCUCCAAUAACUGAUGACUAUGCAAAUACUUCAUUAGUUCAUUAAUUCAGUGAGGCAGGACUCGCAUAGUCGUUGCUUGUGAGUGUUACCUUGCAAGUACAACAUGUGGGCUUGAUUCACUCAUGCUGGUGGCUGGAGCUUUGCACUGACAGGUCAAGUGCUAUUUAGUUUGGUCCUCUCCCUCCCCAGUUCAGUAUUUGGCACAAGUGUUUGGUUUUCCCUUCCAUCUUCAUGUUGUAUUUGUGAAAGGUAUAUUAAGAUCUUUGUCUUCUUUUUCAGUUAUAUUUGUGAGGGAUACAUUACAAUAUUUCUAACUUCUGAUAUCCUGUUUCAGUUAAAGGCUUUUGCCUUCCUUCUUCCUUCAUAAAGGAGUAGAAAAGGAAGUCAUAUUAGUGAGUACACUAAAUUUACCUCCUCCAUUACACUUCUGAUAUUCUGUUUCAGUUAAAGCCUUGUACACUCUCUCUUCCUUCCUCCAUGGCCUGAAAGUAUAAUAAUGAGAAAUCCAUUAAUAGCUUCCCCUUAACACCUCCAAUAUUCUGCUCCAUAUAAAGCCUAGGCAUGAGAGAUGAAGUGCUAUUUUAUUCAGAGUUUUAGAGGAACCAGUGUUGACAAUGGAGCUUCCAAUAACCAAAGAAGUAAUGGACAGUGCCAAGUUAAUCCUUCCUCAUAAGAAGCCUCAGUGUUUGCUUUCCUAUUUUGGCUCAAGAAAAGGAUAGAAGAUAGAGGAAUAAGUGAAAAAGGUGCACAAUGAAGAAGGAUGAUGAAAAGGGAUAGAGGAAUGAGUGAUAUAAUAAUAAGUGCAUUUCAAGAGCAUGAUCAUGAAUGAAGAAGGAUAAAGAAAUGAAUGAAAGAUGAUGCAUUUUGAGAAGAUGACAAGGAAAGAUGAAGUGCAUUUAAGGAGAAUGAUGAAUGAAUGAAGGAACAGGAUAAAGGAAGAAAAGAGGAAAUACACUUAUAAAAAACAAAGGACAAGAGGAAGGAAGGAAUAAGGUUUUGAAGACCACUAAUUGACCUACAUGUGAAUAAUUAUGGCAAGGAGCUGAGGCAAGAGUCAAUUCAAUUAAUACAGUUAAGAACUCAAUAAGGAGCAAGAGAGAGAGAGAGAGGGGAGGGAGGAGAAGUUGGAAAUCUGAUGAGGAUCUUAAUACUCAUUCCCUAUUGAUGUGUGUUGGUUCCUUAAGGUCACACACAGCAGUGCUUGGGUGUGGCUGCAAGAGAUGGCUAGUGAUGGUGAGAGAUGUAUGAUAUAGUGUGAUGAGGUGAUGGUAAGAGGAAAGAAAUGUAGCUUUGUGAUGUUGAGAGAGAAGCGAGAUGUGAUGUGACAAUGUUAAGGAAAGAGUGUGGUGAUCAUGUUAUCCCCUUCAGUAUCAUGACAUGUUUCCAUAUUCAUUCUGCACACCUUCAGGGUUAAAACAGUGAAGAUUCUGGACCAUUAAUCUUCUGACCUCCAUAGACCCUACCUAAUGUCAAUAAAAUAGUCUAAUCGUACACAAAUUUCAAGGUAAAAAUGUGUCCCAGUAUUGAAGGGGGUUAAGAGAAGUGUGAUGUGAUGUGAUGUUAAGGAGAAAGGAGUGUGAUGUAUUAAGAGGAGUGUGAUGUGAAGAAAGGAGUGUGGUGAUGUGAUGUUAGGUCCAGGCUGUUAUUUAGUUCAUGUGAUUGUAUGUAAUGGUGCAAUGAAAAGUUAUUUAUAUAUAUAUUUUUGUGUGUGUUCUAUUUUUUUUUUCAUAAGUUGUGAUGAUUUUUUUUUUUUUUUUUUUGUGUGUGUGUGUGUGUGUGUGUGUGUGUGUGUGUGUGUGUGUGUGUGUGUGUGUGCGUGCGUGCGUGCGUGCGUGUGUGCGUGCGUGGGAGUGAGUGAGUGUUAUAGCAUUUUGGUUUUGCAAUCUGAUCCAGUUUUGAAUAUUUACUGACAUUUGUUGUAUUUAUUUUAUUUUCGUUACUUGACAUUUGUUCCUUCUGUCAACAGCGACAGAGAACAAAAUGCAUGUGCAAUUCACAUCACUUCUAUUUGUUUUGUGUAUUAAUUUCCCACAAUUUGGGUGUUCUGUGUGUUUGUAUUUCACAACACAUACAAACUGGAGCCAGAUGAAGCAACUCUGUACAACUAAGCAGGAAUAAAGAAUACAAUCA